Molecule: messenger RNA, 516 nt
Organism: Mya arenaria
Lineage: Eukaryota; Metazoa; Mollusca; Bivalvia; Myida; Myidae
Exons: 6
Coding region: 1-516 (171 amino acids)
Source: RefSeq, a predicted model, not a curated record
AUGAGUGUAACAAGCAUUGAGGAACAAAUUAGGAACUCGAAACAUGUAGAAUUUGUUACCAUUAAAACGCUAUCAAAUCCAGCAACAGACGAAGAGUAUAGCCCGGAUUUGGAGGACCCUGCCAUAGCAAGCCAGGUGCAGUACCCAUUUGCUGAUACCACUCUCAUUGCUCGUUUCUGGCGAUCUCUCCCGGCGCUGAAAUGGGUACACACACAGAGAAAUGGAGUCGAUCUCGUUAUAGACAGCCUGAAGAAGAAUGAGGCCCCUCCGUUUAUUCUGACAAAGACGCCGGGCGAUCUGAAUUCUAGUUUUAUAAUCGAAUAUGUUCUUGGAUACAUCAUUGCAAUGAACAGGAAGAUAUUUGAGGCUCGGGAGAGUCAAUCCAGAAAGGACUGGCAACAAAGACCUCUUCUGUGUAACCAAAACAUUGCAGAAUGCACCGUUGGAAUUCUUGGCGUUGGAGAAAACACAUCGCUAAAGCCUGUAAGGUUCUGGGACUGCAUGUCUGGGGAAUGA